CAAUUAAAUUAAGAUCAAAAUAAUUACGAGUACAAAAAUUCAAGGCCUUUUCCUCGCGGAAUUAAACAAUAUGAAAAUAAUUUCGUUGGUCGUGGGUAAUUGAAACGAUAUCGCUCGAAAGGUCACGUGUUUUGAAAUUUUUUUAUGUUUACGCGAGAAAGAAAUCUCAAACCAAAAGCACACAGUUUGUAAUCUCAGUGCAAGUGAUCGAACUUUUGACGCGACGAGAACUCCGCUUAGACUUACAUAUAAUAAUGGAAAAAUUCGUAGGAAAAACUGCCAUCGUUACAGGAACCAGUUCAGGAAGUGGUGAAGCUAUAGCUAAACAAUUAUUACGAUAUGGUAUUAAUGUAGUUGGUUUAGCAAGACGAGUUGAUAAACUUGAGGAACUAAAACAAGAAUUGGCCAAUUCUUCGGAGUAUAAGGGUAAAUUCUACCCCUUACAAUGUGAUGUAAGCAAACGAGAUGAAGUAAUUUCUGCGUUCAAUUAUGCGUUCGAAAAUGUGGGUCAAAUUCAUAUCCUGGUAAAUAAUGCGGCAGUUAUGCACAACGUUUACAUAACAGAUGCUGAAAUGGAAAUGGUGGAUGGUUUGUUCGAUGUGAAUGUCAAAUCAGUGAUCUUAUGUUCCACACUAGCAGUAAAACAUAUGGCAGCCCACAAAAUAGCAGGACAUAUUAUCAAUAUCAACAGUGUUUUAGGACAAGUAGCUUCUUUCAUAAAACCAAACGUAUAUAUGCUGUUUUCGAGUACAAAGCAUGCUCUUCGAGUUAUUUCUGAAGGCCUGAGACGUGAGAUGAUAGAGAAGAAACUUGAUAUCAAAGUUACGGAUCUAAGUCCAGCUUUCGUUAAUACAGAGAUGACCAAAAAUCUGGACGUACCCGAAGAAUUUAAAAAAAGGGCACUGCGACCAGAACAUGUGGCCAAAGCGUGCAUAAGUUGUUUAAAUACCCCGCCAAGAGUGGUUAUAAAUGAACUGGUUUUGUUGCCAAAAAAAUUUCGACAAACGUUUUCAUUUAAAAUUUACAAUUCAUUCGUCAUUCGUGUACCUUGUAUACAGUCAGCAAAAUAUAGAAAAAUGGAAAGAUUUGUUGGAAAAAUCGCUGUUAUAACCGGAAGUAGUUCGGGAAGUGGUUUAGAAAUUGCUAAAUAUUUACUCAGAAAAGGCGUACAUGUGGCUGGCAUAGCUAGACGGACUGAUAGACUUCAGAAAAUACGUGAUGAAGUCGAUAACUCGAAAGAAUAUAAGGGUAAAUUUUAUCCCAUAACUUGUGACUUGACCAACGAAGCUGAAAUUAUUUCUUCUAUGAAAUGGAUAUUCGAAAAUCUAGGACCAGUUCACAUACUUUUGAAUAACGCAAUGAUCUUCGAACGCACUCGCGUACUUGAGGCUACAUCAGAUCAGGUGAGAACUUCUUUCGAUUUAAGUGUAAGGGCAGUCAUUCUCUGUACGAAAGAAGUCGUGAAGAACAUGGUUGAAAAUUCAACUGCAGGACAUAUCAUCAAUAUUAUCGGAGUUGCUGGGAAAGUAAUCCUACACGUCGAACCGAACAUCUACAUGUUGUACAGCAGUGCAAAACAUGCCCUUCGAGUGAUUACAGAAGGCACGAGACGAGAGGUGACGGAAAGGAAUCUCCCUAUCAAAGUAACGAAUUUGAGCCCAGGUUACGUUCGAACUGAUUUAUCAGCGAAUCUAGAUUUAGCACCAGACUAUAAAGAUACGAUAUUUGAAACAACAGAUGUGGCUGAAGCUUGUAUGCUCUGCUUAGAUACUGACCCAGAUUGGUUUAUAGCAGAAAUGGAGUUUGUACCAUUACAUCUGAGAUACUGAACUAAUUUCAUUUCAAAUUUACCACAACGAAUCAAGAUUUUCAUAUUUUCAGGGCCCACUAUGAUUUAGCAUUUUAGUGAAAUAUUUAUGUAAUCUCCAUUAUUAUUUACCAAUUACAGAAUACAUACAUAAUAUUUAAAGUACAA
Molecule: messenger RNA, 1975 nt
Organism: Planococcus citri (citrus mealybug)
Lineage: Eukaryota; Metazoa; Arthropoda; Insecta; Hemiptera; Pseudococcidae
Exons: 12
Coding region: 255-1829 (524 amino acids)
Molecular function (GO): oxidoreductase activity
Source: RefSeq, a predicted model, not a curated record